AUGGGCAAAGGAAAAGCAGAAGUUGGUACGCCUAAAUAUUUGGCAAAUAAAAUGAAGGCCAAGGGAUUGCAAAAGCUUCGUUGGUAUUGUCAAAUGUGCGAAAAACAGUGUCGCGAUGAAAACGGGUUCAAGUGCCACACCAUGAGCGAAUCGCAUCAGCGCCAGAUUCUGCUAUUUGCGGACAAUGCUGGCCGUUUUAUCGACGGAUUUUCUUCAGAGUUCUUGACAGGAUACCUUCAAAUAUUGCGGCGUCAAUUUGGUACAAAGCGCGUUGCUGCCAACAAGGUGUACCAAGAAUACAUUGCAGAUCGUCACCAUCUUCAUAUGAACGCUACGAAAUGGCAUUCGCUGUCCGACUUUGUGAAGUAUCUGGGCCGAAAUGGUCACUGUGUAGUGGAUGAAACGGAUAAAGGAUGGUUUAUCACUUACAUUGACCGUGAUCCAGAGACAUUAGCUAUGCAGGAAAAGGUGGCGAAAAAACAAAAAAUGGACAAAGAUGAUGCGGAACGCUUGGCGGAGUUCAUUGAAGAGCAGGUUCGUCGAGGGAAAAAUGAGGAUGAACCUAGCGGCUCAGGUUACUCGGAACUAAAACGAGAAAAUGAGGAGGAAACUAUAAAAAUUGACUUAAAACUAACGGGAAAACUCUCUCAACAUACUGCUUCGACAGUGGGAAUCAAACGUCCUUUCGAUUUGUUGGACGAUUCGAAGAAGGAGAAAAAGGUAAAACCCUCUCUUAGCAGUGGAGAGACGAAAAAAAUAUCUGCGCUGGAUGAGCUUAUCAAAGAAGAGGAGCAGAAAAAGGAAAAAAACAACCGUAAGGACUAUUGGUUGGCUGAGGGAAUCGUAGUAAAACUGAUAACCCGUUCCUUGGGUGAGAAAUAUUACAGAGAGAAAGGUGUUGUAGUAGAGGUGUUUGAAAAGUACCGUGCAAAAGUUAAACUGCUCGAAACGGGAGAAAAAUUGAAGGUAGAUCAAGCCCAUUUGGAGACCGUUAUACCUGCUGUUGGGAAACAAAUUUUAGUUUUGAACGGAGGCUAUCGUGGUUGUACAGCUUUGUUGAAAGCCAUCAACACGGAACGAUACAGCGUAACAAUUGAAAUAGCCUCUGGACCACUGAAAGGACGGUUAGUAAGCAACGUUGCUUAUGAAGAUAUAAGUAAACUAUUUGUUUGA
Molecule: messenger RNA, 1173 nt
Organism: Anopheles marshallii
Lineage: Eukaryota; Metazoa; Arthropoda; Insecta; Diptera; Culicidae
Gene: kin17
Product: DNA/RNA-binding protein KIN17
Exons: 1
Coding region: 1-1173 (390 amino acids)
Biological process (GO): DNA damage response; DNA replication
Cellular component (GO): nucleus
Molecular function (GO): double-stranded DNA binding
Source: RefSeq, a predicted model, not a curated record